ACCCGUUCGCGCGGCGUUCCGUCAGUCUGCGACGAAACCUUCAAGUGUUAGCAACACAGCUACUAAGCAGCGCGCCAGCCAAAGCAACGAGUUUUACACCGAGCAAUCGAAUUGUUCGAUUUAUUUUUGUACGCGCACCAUUAUUACCUGUCUGUCGGCCAGUGAGUCGGCGCGCACGCGUACACCCGAACAACGUCACGUGGCGUAUUUAACGAUAGUUAUCAACCACAUACGUUCGCACCACGCACUGGAAUUUGGAAUUGCACCGGAAACAGUUUAGAUGUGUAAAUAAAUUUGGCUAAACGAGCGAGAGCCAACAAAAACAAACACACAUAUGCACAGCAAAAUGGACGACAUUAAUGCCGUUAGCAGCAAUUUCAAUAACGCCCACAACAACACAAGCAUGAGCAUGAACAUGGACAGUAACAACAGCGACGACAUGGUACGCCAAUCCGAAUCACCGGCACGCACAAUUGAUUCGCACGAUUCCACUGUCGACAGCAUGGACACGAUCGUGGAUCGCAGCGUCAAUCGCGAGGAGCUCAUGCACGCCGCCAUUGAGCAGAGCUUGAACACGACAAAUGCACAGCAUGACAGUCUCACCAACUCACAGAAAUCCAUAUUGCAACGCAACAGCAGCGGUUGCAGUGACACCGACGACCACCAACAGCAAGAGCUGAGCCCACAAAAGCAACAGCAAUUACAAGCAGACACGCAAAGUCAUAUUUACUCAAGUCCUGUGUACGAUCAGAAGCCACCGCUGAAGUUGACGGCAGCCACAUUGGUCGCCUCUGUGGCAGCCAACAACGUUGGCAAUGGCAAAAGCGUCGAUGGCGAUGACGCAAAGAAGCUGAAAUUGAUGACACACGAGGAAUUCCAACAACAAUUGCAGGCCGCUAUUGCUUCGCGUGCCAACACACUCGAUUCGCGUAUUAGCAAGAAGCAGCGCUUUCCACCGGAAUUGAUUAAAAUCAAAGAUGGCGACGGCAGCUCAUCGAAUUCGGCGAAAGCGGCGAAAUUUCAAAGACGUGCCAAAUCCAGCGCCGACUGCUGCUCGGCCUUCCCAUGGCAAAUUGUUUUGGGCACAUUGCAGCUAAUGUUGGCCAUUACGUUGGUGGCGCUCGGUUCAUUGUUGAUUGUGCGCGAAGCGGCGCUCUCCACGGCCGGUUGUGGUAUUUGGACUGGCCUGGUGGCCGCCAUUACUGGUUCGCUGGGUGUAGUUAGCAUACGGAAGACACAAACAGCGUUUCUGGCUUUGAGUUUAAUUUGCAUUGCGACCAGUACACUGGCGUUGGCUGUUUCCGGCGUGGGGCUAUCUAGGGACGUCAAUCGAAUGGAGGAAAAGUUCGACCUGUUGAAUGCGAAUAGUGAGAUAUCGGCUGCUUCCGGUCUAAUUUUGGCAUUGUUUUUACACUUUGUUGUUAGUAUUGUAUCGGUGUACAGAUGUGCGCUGCAGAUAUGUUCCAGAAAUGAAAGCACAGAUUUGCGAGAUGUUAUUAUUAAUUCCAAAACAGGCGGAGUUGCUUUGGAUCAGGAGAAGGUGGAUCAAUAUAUUAAAGCUAUGUCCCUAACUGGUAGUGAAAAGGAAAACGCCGAAAAAUUGGCAGCCAUGUGGAUGUACGCAGCACAGAUGGGCAGCUCACGUAACUUGGCACAAACGGGCGGCAAUCGACCGAUCAUGCUGAUCCCGGCUGGUAGCACGACCAUGUUGGCCACACCUCCACCUGUGCCGCCAAUGCCGGGCGCCAUGGUCGUGCCUGGCAUCCCUUAUCGCCCGCCAAUGGCCUACACGCUGCCAUACAUGCGUCCAGGCUCCGUGGUUUACGCACCCACUGGCUCUGCACCCAGUGGUACAUAUCGCACACAAAAGAGCAGCAAAUCUGCCGGACCACCAAACCGACGCCGGCGCCCUGGACCACCACCACUACGUGCUGGUAAAAUGGACGCUAACCGUCGUCAGCGACGCAAGUCCGAAGCUGAUGUCAUCGACAAUGAAGCUUUUCAGUAUACAGGGCUUGAUCGCGAUAUAGCAGACAAUUUCUUGGCGCGCCAAGAGCAGAGCAACAGCCAGCCGGGCAGUCACGUGGACUACUCGUCUUCGUCGACGACG
Messenger RNA from Bactrocera neohumeralis, 2110 nucleotides. RefSeq lists its product as uncharacterized. The record is from RefSeq and is a predicted model, not a curated record. The annotation marks the transcript as partial. The transcript has 6 exons. Gene Ontology annotation, cellular component: membrane. NCBI's taxonomy places the organism in Eukaryota, Metazoa, Arthropoda, Insecta, Diptera, Tephritidae.